ACGAUUUGCGCGUAAUAUUAUAAUAAGCAUGAUAAUUUAUUUUUCUAUAAACGGAAAAGUAACUAGUUGACAUGUCUUCUUUAUUGAAAGAAAACAAAUUUAACUGCCGAGUUAGUUCAGUGCUAAAUAAGAAUGUUCAAUCUUAUGGAAAGAUGUACAUGUUUGAUAAUUCCAAUGAAACGUGUUGGAACUCUGAUGCAGGAAGUCCACAAUGGAUUAUAAUCAAUUUUGAAGAAGAAUGCAAUAUUUCUAGUUUUGAAAUAGAAUUCCAAGGUGGAUUUGCUGGAAAAGAUUGCCAUGUAGAGGCUGGCAAUGAUGGAAAAGACAUAACAAUUGUGGAAGCAUUUUAUCCAGAUGAUACCAAUAAAGUACAACGAUUCAAUUUAAAGAAUCAGAUUAAAGCCAAGACUUUUAAAUUCGUAUUUAAUCAAAGUACUGAUUUGUUUGGCAGGAUUAUUAUAUACAAUUUGUCAUUAUACUCGUGAUAUUAAAUAUUUAGUAUUUUUAUAAUAGUAUAUACGAUGCAAAAGAUGUUCACAAAAAUAUUACAUUUUACAGGCAGAUCUAUUUUAUUUAAUUCUGCAAUAUA
This is a messenger RNA of Nylanderia fulva, 589 nucleotides long. The record is from RefSeq and is a predicted model, not a curated record. NCBI's taxonomy places the organism in Eukaryota, Metazoa, Arthropoda, Insecta, Hymenoptera, Formicidae.